UUAUAAAGUUACUACAAGACUGCUUUCUACUGGAAAACCGUUGUGUCUUCUUGACUGACCUUACCUCCCCGAGGCCGUGGUGAUGCUGAUAAUGGCUUUGCUGAAGAAGCCUGGAUGGAGAGCUGGCUGCCAGGCCUGGCUGCCUAACAGGGAUCUCGGGAGGUGGUGAGGUAGAGGUAGAGAUACUUGGUCUAGCCAAGAUCUUCCUUUGUUUGGCCAGCAUAGGAACAGGAUGAGAAUAUAAACGGGCAGGUAAUGCCCAGCAGCCCAAAAGAGGUACCUGUGGUGUCAGUGUAUUUCUGUACUGCACUCAAGUGCUGUUUUGGAGAAAAACUGGAGUGUUAGGCUUCAGUUCCUUUCUUUCUGGGUGCUGGAAUGGUUUGAUUUGUCAUGGUGAUUUGUUCAUUACCCUUGGCAAUCAGCAGUGUGCUUUGUCAUAACUUUAUGGCUUAUUAGGAUGUUUGGUGCAGGUUUCAAUCAAGCCUGCUUAAAAAAAUUACCAUCCAUGUUUAGCUAGUUUUUGAAAAAGCCAACUCUGGUGUUUUUCAAAGCUGGAGGAGAAGGGCUGGAAGCUGUUUGUUGCCAAUCACUGCUGACAGACUUCCUUCCUCAAAGCAGCCCUUAGUCUGCUGCAGUCCCCAGGUGAGCUGCUGCCACCCUUAGGUAAAUUGUUUGGCUCAGUUGCAUAAGAAUUCGCCCAUUUUGGCAUCCAGGAGAACAGGAGACUUUGUGACAUCUUAGCACCACCAUCUCUAUUUUGAAAGCAAGAAGAUGCUGUUACAAAACUGUUCCUGCACAUGCUUUAAUGUUGUUCUAGAGACAGUGUGGGUAAGCAAAGUGUCUACCCUUAUGCCCUGAAAUCCACAAGCCUCCCACUCCAGUCUCAGUGCCUUGGAAUGCUAACACUGAAGGGAAGGGCAGGGUUUGUUUGCUCUUCUGAUCCACACUGUUGUAUCUCAACAUCAACACACUCUUUUGCAGCAGCUAUUUCCCCUUUGGGAGCCAGGCAGGUGACAGGGUCCUGUCCCCCUGGCAGCACAUGCAGACCUGGCAGUGCUGCCUGAAUUUUAAUGUACCACUGCAUUCCUCAGCCCUGGUGAGGGAGAAGCAGCAGGGUGCAUUGCAGUGCUGCUUUUUCUACCAAUUCUGUCAUUCUUUUGAUUAACCUCCUUCUGUGAGGGAGCUUUCAGAUAAAUUAUGACCAGUUCAGUUUCCUGGAGAAUUGCAUUAAGUUCUCUUUUUCACACCCAUGAGGCUCUACCUUGCAGGCCCCUCCAGGGAAGGUGUUCAUGGCUCCUCUUUCCUGAGGAGCAAAGAAGAAACCCUUCUUUUUUUCUCCCUGUAACCCUUCCUGCCUGGCAGGCAGCAAUGAUGAUCACCUUGCUGCAAGUUCUUAUUCUUCCAUAUUGGCUUUAAGAGGGUUUGCAUGAUGCUCUGAAGCUGCUCUUGGCUGUCAGACCAUGGCACUGAGCCAGCCAUGUGAAGCUGGCCAAGCUGCCCUGUCUUUGAGCCAGUGGACCAAUUUCUCUGAUAUCCCCUGGGGUUUGUGUGCAUGUGGAGUUACAAAAGCAAGCUUCUUUCCUCUGUGCCCCAUUGUAUGGCUUCAUUUUCACAGAGGAAGGAGAUUUUUAUAUCUGAAGUAUUCUUCUACCUAUCCCAAGAGAUGCUAAUUAUUCCUUUUAUAAACCUCAUCAGGCUUAUUUUCUUUACUGACAUAAAAUCCAGUAAUGGAAAUUAGACUUGCAGUGUAUCUAAGUCCUGAAGCAGGAGAGAAGCUGCUCUUAGGCUGUGCUGCUGUGGCUCUGAGGGCUCUUAAAAGAUGAGUCCUCCUUCUCUUUCUGCCCCUGACUAGUUUUGCAGUUAUUGCUGGGCUAUUUGUGCUCUAAUUCCUCCAUGUGAAAACGGAGGAGCAUGGAAAGUAUGCUGGAUUUGUAGGACCUGUGGGAAAACACUCUCAAAACACCAAGUUCUGCCAUCACAGUGCUCCACUAAGGGAAAGGAAAUAACUGCUACUCUUAACUAGGAGUGAUGUACUUGCCUGAUUUAAAUGAGUUCUCAAUGUUGUACUUGUGUUGAGUUUGCCCACACUUCACUCAGCUUGUGCUCCCUCUCUGAUCUCCACAGCCUUUCCCACUUGCUCUGAGUCCUGGAACAAGUUGUUUACAGCAGCAAGGCCUAUCUCAAAGUCCUUGACUUGAGUGCAAUCCAUCUCAGCUGCCUGUCAGGGCUUAUUGUGAACAUGCAUCCUCCAAUCAAUCCCAGACAAGAAAGCCUGUCCUGUGUGCCACGUUCUCCUCCCUCUCUCCAGCAGGAAGUGCUGAUUAGCUCUUCCUCCUGCUCCUUCUAGGCAGGUUGCAGGUUCCUGUGCUUCACACACCUCCCAGGCACUGAGAAUGGCUCUGACAAAGCCAAGAUCACCUCAGCAAAUGCCAAAGCACUUUUAUUCAGGAGUCCAUUACAAACUGUAGGAGGCUUUCCAGCACAGCCAAUGCUUUGAAGAAUCUGAGUUCCUUGUGUGAGGAUGGUAAAGCCCUGCAGAGAUCUCUGGGAGGGACAAGAAGCAGAAUUGCCACCUGCAAAAUGAGCAUUUUUCUUGUGUUAAGAACAGAUAUGCACAGGCUUCGUAGCAGGUUUAGAAAAUCCCUCUUGGGUACCAAAAUGAAAUCCCUACCCCUUAUUUUCAUUUUGCCUUCCUUCUUCAUAUCUUUUAAACAGUAUUGGUGGCUUCUUUUAAGAGAUUCUAACUUGAGCCUGAUUCUUUUUGGUGCGUUGGGCUCAUCAGUCUUUGGGGUGCAAAUGUGGAUGUCAGGAACAACACAUUUGCUGCAGAGUGCAGGUCCUAUAGAAUGCCCUCUUGGAAUUGUCUCUUUCCCAAAGCAUCUCCUUGCAGGAAGGAUUUUUGACUGGGCUUUUUCUCUCCGUUUAUUUCUCAGGGCUCUUAUUGCUCCCUGAGAUUGUUUGUGGGGGAAUUGGAGCUGUGAAUAUCAACCAAAUUUACUUUCAAAGGGAAGGUGCUGAUAGAAGAAUUGCCUCUGGUGCUUCUUCCCAGAAGUGUUUAGAGGUAGCAGACUGUCUUCUCCAGCUUGAGACCAUUUCCUUCAACUAGAUGUUAUGGUGAUUUGGGAUAGUGUCCUCUCUGGGAAUGCUGGGAUAUCUCCUGCUUUAAUCCAUUCUUGAGAACUUGAUAGGGCCUGUGGGUGACACCUUUGAAGCUCCAAUUUGUGAUGCUGCAGUUCAUUUCUCUGUGUUAAUUGUCAGCUGUCAGUCACUUACAUGUAUCUGUCAAAACCUUGUUAUAACAGGCUCAUACAGCAGCUACAAAACAAAGGCAGCUGGUGAAGAGAUGCUUCAGAGAGCUGUACACACCUGUGACACAGAGCAUUCCAUUCAGGCUUGUCAGUUUUAUUUACCUGGCAUCAGAAGUAUGAACCAGCCUUUCAAUGAAAGUGGCAAAAUAGAAAUUCUGGUGGCUGGCUGUAUUAUUCUCUGUUCAAUUUUAGUUUCUCUUCUGGGAAUUCACAUAAUCACCUCUUGAGGGUUAUCUGCUUUGAUAGCUUUGUGUAGUGAAUCUGUUCGCCUUUCCUGUUGUUGGAAAAACCUUUCUGGUACUGCUGUACAGCUGUCAGCACAAUAGAGCCACAAGAAUUUAUAUUUUUGUUCCUUAUGGGAGCAAUAACAGUAAUUUAUUUGGAGCUUUUUUUUUUUGUUCACCACUGAAAAAAGGCUCCUGUGCUGGGGUGGAGAAGAGCAGCAUAUUGCACUUCACUCCCAGGGGCACACCCCGACAGAGAGAGGCCAUUGAGAAUUUUCUGUGAUGUACACUCCCUGCAAGACAGACAAGCACCCUACUCCCUGUCCUGUGCAAAUUCAAUAAUGGAGCCACUUUUUUUUCUUGCUGGGAUUUGAAGCUUGGUGUCCUUUCUUAGGCCAGCCUGCUGCAGAAAUGCAGGAUGCCAAGGGAAUGGGGAAAUGCCCACGUUUGCCUGAUUGUGUGAUUACUGUGGGCUCAGCUGCACUCAUUGCUGAUGGAGAGCUCUUGGGGUGGGGUAAGAGGGAAGAGCCCUUUCUGGGUUUGCUGUAGUAAAGAACACAUUUCAGUGUGCUGCAUCUAGAGCUCGUGGCUGUCACCUACAACUCAGCCCAGUUUGGUUUGAACUAGUCAGGAGAGAUUGUCAAUUACUGGGUAUUGCAUCAAAAUUAAUUUCCAUAACGUUGGGAUUAGUUUGUUUUUUCAAGACAAGGGAUUGUAAGAGCACUGCAGGAAAGUGUCUUUACUUGCCUUAUUGGAUAAUCUGGCUGCAGUGGUCAGGUUGUGUGAGCAGGAGUGGCAAGGGUCUCUGUGUAGCCUAGGAAUAGCUCAUUUCCCUGUGGAGCACCCGUCUUUCAGUUUGACUGAUGUUCUCAUUGUAGCUCUGCUCCAAGCACUCCUGUGCAAUCUGUGCUCGGAAGGACCAGUGCUGCUCCUUUGGCCACCAUUUCCUGCAGUUAAGGCUCCUUAGUUGGUGUUUUCUGCCUGGAGGGAGCCCUGGAGUGUGACUUGUGGAAGGAGCACAGAUAACAAGCACCCAUCUGUUCUUCUUUUCCAUCCCUUCGGGAUGUCCGGGUGUCCCUGGUUAGAAUUCUUCUCUGGAUAAGAUAGUGGAGGUGUCACUGCAGGGCAGUCAGGGCAGAAAACAAUAGCAGGUCAAAUCUAAAAAACAAGAUUGAUCAGUGAGUACAUCCCUGCUGUCAGUAAGGGGCAGAGCUGCUCUGGGGAGGUCAAGGCUGGAGCUGUAGCCCACGUCCCUUUGGCUUCUUCCUCUGAUAAACUUCCAGGACAGUAGUCACACUUGGAAUCUUGCAGUCAGAAGCUCCACUGAGAGGAAGGCAGCAAGAGCCACAGCCUGUACAAGGACUUUCAAGCCUCUGUCCCUUGAGUGGUGGCUCUUCCUCGGCUCAGUGGGAUGUUCCAGUUCUUGUUUUUCUUCGUUGUUCAGCUCCAGCCAGUGUCUUCGAUGGCCCUGGACCCCUGCUCCGCCUACAUCAGCCUGAACGAGCCCUGGAGGAACACGGAGCACCGGAUCAACGGCUCUCACGGGCAGCCCACGUGCGACAGCGGCAUCGACGGCGAGUGGUACCGCUUCACGGGCAUGGCCGGCGACGCCAUGCCCACCUUCUGCAUCGCCGAGAACCACUGCGGCACGCACGCUCCCAUCUGGAUGAACGGCAGCCACCCGCGCCAGGCCGACGGCGUCGUGCGGCGCCAGGCCUGCGCCAGCUUCAGCGGCAACUGCUGCCUCUGGAACGCCACCAUCGAGGUCAAGGCCUGCCCCGGGGGGUACUACGUGUACCACCUCACCAAGCCCAGCGUCUGCUUCCACGCCUACUGCGGGCAUUUUUAUGACAUCUGUGAUGUGGUGGAUUGCCAGGGCCCCUGCCUGGACACCAGUGACUGCACGUGUUCCCCGGGUACAACACUAGGACCUGAUGGCCAGACAUGCCUUGAUGAAAAUGAGUGUGAGCACAACAACGGAGGCUGCAGCGAGUUCUGCGUUAACCUGAAGAAUUCCUUCCGCUGCGAGUGCGGGGUCGGGCGCACGCUGGGAAGCGAUGGGAAAACCUGUGAAGAAAUUGAAGGCUGUCACAAUAACAACGGAGGCUGCAGCCACACCUGCAUUGAAGUGGAAGACACCUACCAGUGUGAAUGUCCCAGGGGACUUGUUUUGUCAGAAGACAACCACACUUGCCAAGUUCCAGUGCUGUGCAAGUCCAGCUCUAUUGAGGUGAACAUCCCAAAGGACCUGGUUGGAGGCCUGGACCUUUCCCUCAUCAACACCUCGUGCAAAGGCGUGUCCAACGGCACUCACGUCAACAUCCAUUUCUCCCUGAAGUCCUGUGGUACUGUGGUGGAUGUGAUAAAUGACAAAAUCAUUGCCACCAACCUGGUGACUGGCUUGCCCAAGCAGACCCCGGGCAGCAAUGGGGACAUCAUCGUGCGCACCAGCAAGCUGCUGAUCCCGGUGACGUGCGAGUUCCCGCGCCGCUACACCAUCUCCGAGGGCUACGUGCCCAACCUCAAAAACUCCCCCCUGGAAAUCAUGAGCCGCAACCAGGGCGUCUUCCCCUUCACCCUGGAGAUCUUCAAGGACAAGGACUUUGAUGAGCCCUACAGGGGUGCUCUGCCCACCCUCAAGCUUCGGGACUCGCUGUACUUUGGGAUUGAGCCCUUGGUGCACGUCAGCGGGCUGGAGACGCUGGUGGAGAGCUGCUUUGCCACUCCCACCUCAAAAAUUGACGAGAUCCUGAAGUACUACCUGAUUCAAGAUGGCUGUGUUUCUGAUGAUUCUGUGAAGCAGUACACGUCAAAGGACCAUCUUGCCAAGCAUUUCCAGGUUCCUGUGUUCAAGUUUGUGGGCAAAGACAACAAGGAGGUGUUCCUGCACUGCCGCAUCCUCGUGUGCGGGGCUCUGGACGAGACGUCGCGCUGUGCCCAGGGCUGCCGGAGACGCGCCCGCAGGGCGGCCGAGCAGCGGGAACGGGAGCAGGAGGAGGGAGCUGUUCACAUGGCAGACCACGUCCUGACAGGAGGCCCCAUCAGAAUCGACUUUGAUGAUUGACACCACCCUCUGGAACAGCAUCCCUGGCCUUCCUCAUCGCUGCCUUCUGUUGUGGUUGGGUGAGAAACGAGAGGUAUUUGUUAAGGCCCUGCUUGAACCUCAGGACUCAUUUCCUUAACUCUGUGGUGAUUAUUUGUGAAGAGGCAGCCCUUGGAGUGUGACCUGGACUGCAGUUCAGUUUGGUUUUAUCUGCAUUUCUCCCCAAGAACCCUUCAGCUGAAGGGACUCUGUUUCUUUGCAGGCCGGAAGUGUUACCCAACUUUGCCUUUCCACCCAUCCACUACUGGCCCCAGGACUGUUUGUCCUUGACUAAACAAAUGUUAUCCAAGCCCUUCUUGCAUCAGACAGUACAAAUAGUAUCGUAGCUGUGUGUGUUUGCUGUGCAGCUCUGUGAGUGAUGCUGAAGCUUUCGGGUGACUGUUUAAUAAAAACAUGUAUAAAAUAUAU
This is a messenger RNA of Sturnus vulgaris (Common starling), 7043 nucleotides long. It is a transcript of the gene OIT3, whose product is annotated as oncoprotein induced transcript 3. NCBI's taxonomy places the organism in Eukaryota, Metazoa, Chordata, Aves, Passeriformes, Sturnidae. Gene Ontology annotation, molecular function: calcium ion binding. The record is from RefSeq and is a predicted model, not a curated record.